This is a messenger RNA of Penaeus vannamei (Pacific white shrimp), 2765 nucleotides long. RefSeq names its product juvenile hormone esterase. NCBI's taxonomy places the organism in Eukaryota, Metazoa, Arthropoda, Malacostraca, Decapoda, Penaeidae. The record is from RefSeq and is a predicted model, not a curated record.
UGAAAGCGAGAGAGAUGAAGACUCUUGACGCCGCGCCGUACUGAUAAUUCCGUUUUAUUUGUAUUAUAUAACAAAGAAGUAGCCAUCUCCAACUAGGCAUUCAAUGUUGUAACUGAACAAAUUAAUACAUUUAGAUGAGGACGGUCCAUACGGUAUUACACCAUAGGUUUGUGCAACGAAAAGGAAGUGUGACUGGCUAAGCGGCAUCACUGGGUACUCAUACAUUAUCUUUAAUUGCCAGUGAUAUCAGGUGGUGAUCUAGCCUCUGAUAGCGAACAUGGCAAGACUUCAACCGUACAAUAUACUUCCGUGCUGCACAAUGCCAACUCUCCAAUUCACCUUCUGUCCUGAAAGCUAGAAACUUCGGAAACACACUCGCGCGCUUGCCGAUAUCUGAAGAUUUAUGGACCAAAAUGUUGUACGAGUUUGUAGCAGUCGUGGUUGUCGCAAUGUCAGUACUGACGUUCUGGGACAGCGCACCCGUGGUCACAGUGGAGGAGGGUCAGGUGUCUGGCAUCGCUGAGAUCUCCACGAAGGGCAAGGAAUUCUACUCCUAUUAUGGCAUCCCCUUCGCCAAGCCUCCUGUGGGGGAACUCAGGCUCAAGGAUCCGGUUAAAGGAGAAAGGUGGGAAGGUGUGAGGGAUGGAUCGAAGAGGCCCUCCUCGUGUCUCCUCGUGCCUCUGGCUUUCUCUGUCAUGGGCAUUAUCAAGGCUCCAGAGGACUUCUACGGGGACGAAGACUGCCUGUACCUCAAUGUCUUCACACCAAAAAGAGUAAAGCCUAACAAGAAACUCCCAGUGAUGGUGUGGAUCCAUGGAGGAUCAUUUCUCGCUGGCAGCAGUCAUGAGUACCUGCCUCAUGUCCUCAUGAGCCAUGACAUUGUGCUUGUAAUUUUGCAGUACAGACUUGGUAUAAUGGGAUUCCUAUCCACGGAGGAUGAAGUGAUUCCAGGGAACUUUGGGCUGAAGGACCAGACUCUCGCCCUCCGCUGGGUGCAGGACAACGUCCACGGCUUCGGAGGAGACGCCGACAGGGUCACAAUCUUCGGGGAGAGUGCUGGGGGCGCCUUCGUCCAUUUUCAUAUUCUGUCACCCAGAUCAAGAGGUCUCUUUUCCCGUGCCAUCAUGCAGUCGGGGUCGGCCUUGGGGUCGUAUGCUCACAGGGAAGACCUCAGACUCGUGGCGCAGGAAGUAAGCCAAGCCGUCGGCUGUCCCGGAAGUGCCAGCAGCCAGGACAUCCUCGACUGCCUUCAGCAGGUGGACGCACGCAAAUUGGCCUCUAGAUUCCAGGAUUACUUGAAAUGGUUCGUCUUGCCACUAGUUACGGUGCCUCGUGUUGAUGGGGACUUCCUACCGGAUCACCCCGCGCGUCUGAUGCGUGACGGGGACUUCAACCAGGUGGACCUCAUGGCUGGCGUCACGAGAGAGGAUGGGGCGUUUGCAACGAACCCAAUGUUAGUUCGAAAGGACCUCUUCCCAGCCUUACAAAACAACUUCAGCAUCUUCGGGCCUAUUUGCCUCUCGCUCGGAACUGAAGUUGAAGAUCCGGUAGGCCUCAGCACCAAGGUCUUCCGACACUACCUGGGAAACUUAACCAUCGACCGCGACCACAUAGAAGAAAUCACGAAGUUAAGCACGCACUACACGUUUGCCAUUCCACACGACCUGACGACCCUCUACCACGCCCGGGUCCCUGGUCUCCGUACUUUCCGCUACGAGCUCAAACAUCGAGCCCAGUUGUCCAUGGGAGAUUACUUCAAAACAGAUAUAGGGCGUCACUGGGUUCCUCACGCUGACGACCUGUACUACCUGUUCGCCGGCGGGCCGCUCCUCGUCCGCAGCCACAUGCCUCAUCGCCCGCGGGAUCUGCAGAGCGAGGAGGACCUCCGCCUCAGAGACAUCAUCACGACUAUGUGGACGAACUUCGCUGCCACGGGCGACCCGACCCCCGACGACUCCCUGGGCUUCAAGUGGGAGGCGGCGACCGAGGACAACCUCCACUACCUUGCCCUCAAGCCCUCGCCCACCAUGGAGGCCGAUCAGCGACAAGAGGCGCGAGAUUUCCACGCGUCUCUCCCAACGAAGCAGAACCAGCUCCUUCACCCCGAACGCGUCGUCCCCGUAGGAGCCAACGAGUAAGACGGAGGCGUUGCAGCGAACGCAUCUUCGGUCACCGCUCUUGGACCCCACCGCCUAGUUUCCCGUGUGCUUCGGAUGCAGCUGAAAUACCCUCGGAGGACGACGGCGGCCUUUGGACCUGUUUCGGACGGCGCCUAACAAUUGCAAGUAUCCACUCCAAGGUGCCGAACUAACAAACAACAAACAAGUAAACAAGGUCCACUCCUCAGCAUGCGGAGUUUUUUUCCGUGUAAGGUUAACCUCGCCGGACCAAGCGAAGGUAGCGCAGACGAGAGACAAAGACGAGCCGAGACGGACAGCAGCAAUUUUCAGGUUAUGUAUCCCACAUUGCACGCUACUGAUUAUUCCCUCGUGUUCAGGAACUAACGCGAGCACUAGUGACAGUGCUAGUGAGACGUAUAGUGACUGUGACUGUGAUCGUGGUUUGUCGUGACCUUAAUUGACUGUAAUCGUGAGCAAUUCUGACCGUGCAUGACCAUCAGUAAUUGGUGACUUACAUAAGACUGAUAUGAACAGUAUUUGCGUGCAGUUUUUCAUGUUUUGUUUCUUUUAUUUUUUAUCUUGAUUGCCAAUUUCCUUUAAUGUUGUUUGUUGAAUGUUAUGUAAUAUACUAUUUGAAUAAUGAAU